Molecule: messenger RNA, 2133 nt
Organism: Oryzias melastigma (Indian medaka)
Lineage: Eukaryota; Metazoa; Chordata; Actinopteri; Beloniformes; Adrianichthyidae
Exons: 11
Coding region: 447-2003 (518 amino acids)
Biological process (GO): protein folding; response to endoplasmic reticulum stress
Cellular component (GO): endoplasmic reticulum
Source: RefSeq, a predicted model, not a curated record
AAUGCCACCAUUUUAAAAGGAGUGUGUCUUUAAAUCCAACUGAUUCACCAGUUUCUAAAACUAAAGUUGUGUCUGAUGUCUGUUGUAAAAUAAUUUUGGCAUCACUUUCUUGAUUUUGUUUAAAUGUUCAAAGUGGUGCGAAGAUUUCUUCACGUUCCUUUUCUUUGGUGUACAUUCUAUUUUGACCUUGUCGGGAAAUACCCUCUAAGGUAAAGGACGUUUGUAACCUGACAUGAGCAGCAGCCAAUGGCAGGAAUACAGCAGUGCUCAGAUAGGAGAGUUAAUCAGCAACAGACUGUUGGGCAUAGCAGGCAGAUAACAAAAGCACUACAAUUAUGGGUUAACACAGAUCCAAACUUAUCAGUUCAUCCUUGCACAACCACUCCCUCCACACCUUCUGCCAAGUCUGUUCAGUGUCCGUGCUGUCAAACCGCCUGGGAUCCGUCAUGAUGAGGAAUCUACUGAUAUUAUGUGGAGUAGCAUUUUGCCUUUGUGCACUCGUUGCUGCAGAUACACAAUCUGAACAUCAGGGAGACACAACGUUUCCAGAGGAGGAUGGAGUUUUACAGCUGAAAAAGGAGCAUUUCAGGAAAGCGCUGCGGAAGUACAAGCAGCUUCUGGUGCACUUCUACACUCCUUUUACCAAAGAAGCCCAUCGCGUGUCGGCGGCAUUCAAGGAUGCAGCCGAAGCGCUCAAGGGGUCAGAGGUCAAGCUGGGACUUGUGGACGUGAGUCAGGAAAAAGACUUGGUGAAAGAGCUCGACGGGACCAGCCACCCUAUGGUCAGAUUAUACAUCUAUGGAGAUAUAGACAACCCUGUACCCUGCCCUGAUCCUCAGAGCUCAGCUUCUAUCCUGACGUGGUUGAAACGGAGGGCGGGGUCAGCUGCUGACCUCAUCGCCGAUUUGAGUCAGUUUGAAGCCUCAGAGGAGUUGAUGGUGGUCGGAUUCUUUCAGGAACUGACCCACGAGUACGUCCAGGUGUUUCAUGCUGCAGCGGUUGACCUUCCUGACAUCAGCUUUGCUUUGACACAGAAUGAGGAAGUCAGCAGGAAAUACAGCCUCACACAGGAUGUUGUGUUACUGCUUAAAAAAUCUGAGCUCAUCAAGGCUUACAGGAUGACGCCUCAGACUUCCAAAGAGGAGCUGGUCCUCUUCAUCUCUGUCUAUAAGAUGGAUCCGGUCACUGAGUACGAUGGCCAGACAGCCUCUCAGAUCUUAAGCUCACCCGUGUUAAACCACGCCCUCCUCUUUGUCAACAAGAGUUCUGCAGACUUUGAAGAGAUUUCCUCUGCCUUCAGCAUCGCUGCAGAGAAGUUCAGGAUGAAGAUUCUGUUUGUUUUGGUCAACGUGGCCGAAUCUCGUAAUGGCCGACUCAUGGAAUACUUCCGGGUUCGGGAUUUUGAGGCUCCUCUCAUUCGAUUGGUCAACCUGACGGAUCACGUGACCUACCACCUGCCCUCAGACACCUUGACCGCAGAGGUUAUUCAAGAGUUCUGCCAGUCCUAUCUGGAUGGAACGGCUAAGCCCAAAAUGCAGAGUGAGCCCAUUCCUGAAGACUGGGACCAAAAGCCCGUGAAGGAACUAGUGGGAAUGAAUCUGGAGAAAGUCGCUUUUAACCCGGACAAGACGGUUUUUGUUCUGUUCUAUCUGCCCUACAGUAAAGCCUCUCGCACUCUGUUCCCGCUGUGGGAGGAGCUAGCCGAGGCCUUCAGGGAGCGGGAGGAUGUGGUCAUCGCUCGCAUCGAUGCUUCCGCCAAUGACAUCAACAUGUCUACACAGGGAGCCUACCCUUCCUUCUGCCUGUUUCCUGCUCUGUACACAGAGAGGAUGGUGGUUUACAGAGGAAAAGGGAAACUGAAGGAUCUUGUUCGAUUUGUAGAUAAAGAGAUGGAAAAAGCCAAAAAGUACAGAGAAAAGGAGGAUGAAGAAAGGAGGAAAUUCAAGGAGGCCAAAGAAGAAGAAGACACAACAAAAGGCAGAGAAACUAAAGAAGAGCUUUGAUGCAAAUACUGCAACAGCUUAGACUUGUGUGUGUGUGUGUCAUUUUAUUUGCAUCUAUUUUUAUUAAUUUAACUAAACUUUACAUGUUUGUUUAAUCAAAUUAAAUAAAAGCUUCUUUAAAAAACAACAA